This is a messenger RNA of Zingiber officinale, 1056 nucleotides long. Its product is annotated as peroxidase P7-like. Bases 1 to 960 code for a protein of 319 amino acids. The transcript is spliced from 3 exons. The record is from RefSeq and is a predicted model, not a curated record. Gene Ontology annotation, biological process: hydrogen peroxide catabolic process; response to oxidative stress. NCBI's taxonomy places the organism in Eukaryota, Viridiplantae, Streptophyta, Magnoliopsida, Zingiberales, Zingiberaceae. Gene Ontology annotation, molecular function: peroxidase activity; heme binding.
AUGGCAAUCUCCUUCAACUUCUUCCUCCUCCUCCUCCUCCUGGCCGGAAGCACCACUGCGUUUCCUAACUUCUUCCUCUCGCCAUCCUUUUACUCCAACACCUGCCCUCAGCUCCAUGGCAUUGUCCGGUCGGCCAUGAAGGAGGCGAUCCGCAACGACACCACCAUCGGCGCCGGCCUUCUUCGCCUCUUCUUCCAUGACUGCUUCGCUGGCGGCUGCGAUGCGUCGGUGCUGCUGGAUGACACGCGGGCGUCCGUCGGGGAGAAGACUGCACCGGCGAACAAGAACUCGCUCCGCGGUUUCGAGGUCAUAGAUCUCAUCAAGAAGCGCGUCGAGGCGGAUUGCCCGCGGACGGUGUCUUGCGCGGAUAUCCUCGCGCUCGCCGCUCGAGAUAGCGUCGGAUUGCUCCAUGGUCCGCGAUGGAACGUGAGGCUCGGCCGGAGCGACGCGACGGCGGCGGAACAGAACGCCGCCUCGUUCAGCCUCCCGGGUCCGGGGUCCAGCCUCCCUAUCCUCCUCACCAUGUUUGCGGCGAAGGGCCUCGACGCCCGCGACAUGGUGGCGCUCUCAGGCGCCCACACGCUCGGCCGGUCCCACUGUAGCCUCUACCGCGAACGCAUCCACGGCGACUCCAACAUCGACCCGGCCUUCUCCGCCGCGCUCCGAUCCACCUGCCCGCUCGGCUCUGGCAACGCCACCGUCACCGCUCCGUUUGACCGGACGCCUGGGCGCUUCGACAACAUGUACUUCAAGGACCUGGUUGCCUUCCGUGGCCUGUUGAAGUCGGACCAGGCGUUGUAUGGCGGCAGCCUGGUGGAUCCACUGGUGGAGAUCUACAGCGAGGACAACGCGGCCUUCGGGAGGGACUUCGCGGCAGCGAUGGUGAAGUUGGGGGACCUCAGCCCUCUAUUUGGGUUACCUGGGGAGAUCAGAUUGAACUGCAGGAAAGUGAACGCUUAAUUAAUGAUGAAGUGCUCUAAAGUUUGGUGGAGUUGUGGAGGAUAUUUGAUUAAUUGUCAUCCAAUUCAUUAUAUUUUUUAUAAAAUAAUUAACAUU